CGUGGUACUGCUUAACUUUUGAUUUGAGCUUCACAUUCAAUCAGUUUUCUAGUAGUUCAACCAACCUCAGACUUCCUCUAAACAAAAAAGAAAACCACCCUCACACGGUUUAAUAGUCCUGUUGUAUUUCGAUCGACAAAUCUUGGUUUGUGAGAAAGCUGUAGUUUCAAUCAUUGUAACUUUGGAGUGGAGUAUCAUUUAACCUGGUACAACAGCAUAGAAGAGAGAAUCAUGCCGUGCUACAGGAUCUGCAAGCAUACGAAAGAUUACAACAAUAUGAGAGCACUGAGGAAAUGGUGGGAAGAUUGGGAUCUGAGGAUUCUAAUUCUCUACAUCCUCAUUGCUCAGUUAUACCUUCUUUUUUUUGGACGGAACCGCAGAAAGAAAAUGUCACCAUUGACGAUGAUUGUGAACGUUUCGUUACUCUACUUAUUUGCGGAUUUGCUGGCAACAAUUGCUCUAGGAAAGCUCUCUAAGAUCAAAGUUGACGAUAACGAUGGUAUGUAUGCGCUUAGGGUGUUGUGGGCACCUCUGAUCUUGUUCUAUCUCGGGGGUCCGGAAACCGUUACCGUCGUACGCCUGGAGGAAAAUCAGUUGUGGGUGAAACACCUAGUAGGACUCCUUAUGCAAGGCCUAAGAACAGCUUAUGCCCUGCUAAUAACCUGGUCUGGGCAUGUGCUCUCUCUUCUGGCCGUGUUGAUGUUUAUUCCCGGGAUUAUCAAGUAUGGAGAAAGAGUGUGGGUAGUCAGGUCAAGAUCCAAGGACUACAGGGGUUUGGUUCAUUCAAGUUUACCCACAAUCGACCAAAACAGUGCUUUGGGACCGAAUGCAAAGCUAGUGCUCCUAGCCGAUUCCUGGUUACGGACCUUAAUGCCUCAUAAACCAGGUUACAAGUGUAACGCGAGCAUAGUGAGAAUUAUGGUAACGAGUUUCCGUGACUCGGUUAGAACGGGUAGCGUCGAUGCUUUCAAACUGAUAGAAAUUGAGUUGGGUUUGAUGUAUGACAUACUCUUCAGUAAGGUAGGCACGAUUUUUACUGUACGGGGAAGCAUACUUAGAUUUCUUAGCUUCUCUUUCCUUGUUUCUGUGCUUGUGGUAUACUUAAAGUGUGAGAAGCCUCAAGGGCAUUUGGAAGUGGAUCAUAUUAUUACCAUCAUUCUGUUAGCUGGAGCCAUUUUUCUAGAGAUAGCUGGUAUUGUUGUGCAACUUGUUUCGGAUUGGGCCUUGGUUUGGGCGUGUAAGAAUCGGGCUACUUCGGUUCUCUUUCUUCACGAAUUUCUAAUCUCUAAAAGCCAGAGUUGGUUCUUAACCUCCCACCAAAAAAGAAGCCAGAGGUGGUCGGGGGUUAUCGGGCAAUUCAGCUUCCGGGUCUUCUGCACAAAAUAUAAGCCUACCGUGUGCAAUAAUUUGAUGUGGAGACUUUUUGGCAGGGAAAGAAUGUUGAAUAGAUUCAGCUCACAGGAGAGUCCAGUUCCACAUUUGAAAGAUCUAAUCAUCGGUCAACUUCUUGACAAAUCAGAGAAUGCUGCAGUUGCUGGUACUUUGCAGACUUCAAGAGAGAGAGUUGCGGAUAUUGAUACUUCCCAGACUUCAACUCCAGAAAUUGCAAAUGUUGACAAUUUGCAGACUUCAACUGAUCAGGAAAUUGUUGAAGGUUAUCCUGUGCUGCAGACUGAAAAUGUUGACAAUUUGCAGACUUCGAUUGAGGAAAUUGUUGAAGGUGAUAUUGUGCUGCAGACUGCAAAUGAAAAUGUUGCAAAUGUUGACAAUUUGCAGACUUCAACUGAGGAAAUUGUUGAAGGUGAUACUGUGCUGCAGACUGCAAAUGAAAAUGUUGCAAAUGUUGAUAGGUUGCCGACUUUAGGUGUGAGGUCAGGUGAGUGGACCCUUGUAAGGUACAAUCUUGUGCAGCAGUUCAAGUGGACUAUGGAACAAGAGUUUGGUCAAAGUAUUGUCAUUUGGCAUGUUGCUACCGAAGUUUGCUACGAGCUGGAUCAUCCUAAAAUCGGUAAGGAUAAGGAGAAACUGCAAGCGGUCAAAAUACUUUCCGACUACAUGAUGUAUUUGCUUGUUGCAUGUCCUUCAAGAUUCCCCUUCUGCAACGAAUAUGACAAGAUUAUGAAGGAUUAUGCAGAUAUGCAGGAACUCUUUGAUGGAGGAGCAUUCGGAUCGUCCAGACCGGAAGGGGUUGGGAAUGAGGGCAACACCACCAAUAUCCGCCCACUCGUGAACAAGGCACGAAGACUUGUGCUAGAUAUGAAGGGGAAUCCGAAGAGGUGGGAUAUCAUGGGCAGCAUGUGGGUGGAGAUGUUGUGCUAUGCUGCCAUGAAAUGCCCAUGGAACAACCAUAUUCAAGGGCUUCGAAAUGGGGGAGAGUUUCUCACACACGUCUGGCUUCUGCUUAUGCACUUUGGCGUAACGAGAAAGCUAGUGGGAAGUGACUCUAGCUUGAACACUGAAGAGGACGGCGGCAUAAGAAACACCCGUGAGAACAUAGAAGAAAAAGACAACGAUGAUGGGGAAAAAGAUACUUCCAAUGAUCUUUCGUGUGAGGGUUGCUUCUUCUGGUCAUGAAGAAUAUAAGCAGAAUGCGGUCGAGGGUUGCACCGUUGGUUUGAUUUGAUAUUCCAGAGAUGAAACUCUUUCUACUUGUAACAUUUCUAGUUAUGGAUUGCUUCUGAAGUGUGUUUGUUUGUUUGUUUUUAGAAAACACUUCCUGAUCUGCUGCUGCAAAAUUUCAGGACCGGUUGGCAUUAUUAUGUCUGAAUAUGUGUGUGUGUGUAAUAUUAAUGCUGUGCAAUUGCUCAACUA
This is a messenger RNA of Rhododendron vialii, 2811 nucleotides long. RefSeq lists its product as uncharacterized. The coding region runs from base 232 to 2574 and encodes 780 amino acids. The transcript is spliced from 3 exons. The record is from RefSeq and is a predicted model, not a curated record. NCBI's taxonomy places the organism in Eukaryota, Viridiplantae, Streptophyta, Magnoliopsida, Ericales, Ericaceae.